AUGUCCGUCCCAGAGGAUGACGCGGAGCAGUAUUUUGUAGACACUGUACCGAUAUACAGAAACCCAGUCCAACUUCCCUGUGCUCAUCAGUUACCUCCACACUACUUGCGUUCUUGGUGCCAGUAUCAACUUGAACAAAAGCAGAGCCGAUUCACCUGUCCAAGGUUUGAUUGUGUUAAGAAGAAAACCUGCGGUGCUGCUUUCUGUUACCAAGACGUCUGUCAGCUGGGUGAACUAACGGCGAAACAACAAGAGAAAUUUGAGGAGACGCUGGGCGCACUCGCGGCAGCGGCAUUAUGUGACUAUAAACCUUGCCCAGGAUGUCACUCUAACGUGGAGAGGGCAAAUCCGAAUAAUCUAUGCGUCCACUGCACGGUCUGCAGUGCAAAACGGGCUAAGCCUUUCUACUUCUGCUGGCAGUGCGUGAGGGAGUGGAAAGGACCACUCUAUAACGCCAGCAAAUGUGCCAACAAUGGCUGCCAACAAACAAAGCCAGAAUCCUCAGGCCGUGGUCCCCUGGUGUUGUGCACACCUGAAUUUAAAACAGUGAUAUUAAAGAAAGAAUGGGAUGACAUAUACAACCAUUUGUCACUAAAAGAAUGUCCCAGCAGGAAGCGCAUGGCUUUGGUCAUCAACAAUAUUCAUUUUGAGUAUGUGGAUGACAGAACAGGUGCAGAGAAAGAUGAGCAGAGCAUUAACACACUGCUGAAGGACUUGGGUUAUAAUAUUGUUUUACUUAGAGACCUCACAGCUGAGGGCAUGGAUGUUGCCAUAUCUGACUUCUCUAAGCGAGAGGAACAUUUCCAAUCAGACAGCUGCUUUGUGGUCAUCAUGUCCCAUGGAAAACCAAUGGGAAUUUGUGGGGUUUCUCAUACAUAUAUGUAUGGUCAGGAGAAGGAUGUGUUCCCUGUUGAUAAAAUCUUCAACCACCUGAACACUCCCAACUGUCCUGGACUACGUGACAAGCCCAAAAUAAUCCUCAUCCAGUCCUGUAGGGGAAAUGAGGAUGGGUCCGUAAGUGUUCAGGAUAGCGCACCAGGGCCGUCCCUCAGAACAGAACAUCGUGAGAAGGACUUCUGCUGUAUGAGAUCAUGCACUCCAGAUACGGUUUCCUACAGAACUGAAGAGAGAGGCUCAGAUUUCAUUCAAGAUGUUGUUGAAAUUUUCAACCACCAUGCUCAUGAAAACGACAUUGAGGAGUUAUUCCGAAAGGUUCUUAAGAAGUUUAAGGAGACACAUCCAAAUCAAAUGCCAUGCAAGGAGAGAACAACUCUGUCAAAGAAAUUCUACCUCUUCCCUGGACUAUGA
Messenger RNA from Chanos chanos (milkfish), 1308 nucleotides. Its product is annotated as caspase-4-like. Bases 1 to 1308 code for a protein of 435 amino acids. NCBI's taxonomy places the organism in Eukaryota, Metazoa, Chordata, Actinopteri, Gonorynchiformes, Chanidae. Gene Ontology annotation, biological process: regulation of inflammatory response; proteolysis. Gene Ontology annotation, molecular function: cysteine-type endopeptidase activity. The transcript is spliced from 10 exons. Gene Ontology annotation, cellular component: NLRP3 inflammasome complex; AIM2 inflammasome complex; IPAF inflammasome complex. The record is from RefSeq and is a predicted model, not a curated record.